CUUUCAUCGUUCUGUUUUGUAACUGUUACCGGCAUGGGAAACGCCUUCUUCUUCCACCUCCUCCUCCUCCUAAUGCUGAGUCUGAUUAUCUUUGCCGUCACAGAAGCGGCGGCGCCGCCACCUUCAUCAAGAGGAGGAUGCACCGAUCAGCUAAUUCUAUUCUCUCCGUGUUUUUCUUACGUUUCGUCUCUUCCAAACAACUUAACGGAGACACCUUCAACCAAAUGCUGCGACGCUUUCUCAUCGUCGUUCGCACCUAACUCCCUCUGUUUCUGCUAUCUCCUCCGUGACAAUCACAUCCUCGGCUUCCCUCUCAACUCCACAAGGCUUCUUUCACUCUCCUCCCUCUGUCUUUCGCCUCCACCAACAGUCUCUUCUCUCAAUUUUCUCUGCGGAGAAUCGUCGACUCUGCCACCUCUCGGUCAUGCUGAUAUUUAGAGAAUCCCAACAAUUCUUCAGUAACAGG
Lathyrus oleraceus (garden pea) is the source of this 466-nucleotide messenger RNA. RefSeq names its product non-specific lipid transfer protein GPI-anchored 25. The coding region runs from base 34 to 438 and encodes 134 amino acids. NCBI's taxonomy places the organism in Eukaryota, Viridiplantae, Streptophyta, Magnoliopsida, Fabales, Fabaceae. The record is from RefSeq and is a predicted model, not a curated record. The transcript is spliced from 2 exons.